AUGUCGUCGUAUCUUAAUAAUCUCCUCACAAAUACAACAUCGCGCUACAACAACCUCCGGCGGCAGAUCCUAUCCGACGAAGCAGACGGCGAUACAGAAGACGACUCGCAUCUUUCCAGAGUUCUUCGCGCGUAUUACACAGAGAAAGGAAGACCGUUUCCACAAUGGCUUCCACCGGACCCAAAGGCGCCGCAGCCUGCGCCCGCCCAGUUUGCAUCUUCUCAGUUCGCGUCUUCUAGACAGCAGGCGCAGGCACAGCCAGCGGGCAGAGGAGGAGGACUGAGCGAUCUAUGGGACAACCCUGCGCCGCAACAACCACCGCAAGAGCCUCAGUCACUUCGACGAGGAGCAGGAGGACGGGGUGGAGCAGCGCGCCCACUACAAGGUCGGCCCAUGGGCAAUUCGUUGACACCGGAGCCUCAAAUACAAGGGAGGCCACUACCCAGUCAGAGAGCAGGGAGCUAUCAAAGCUCGUUGGGAGGGCGUCCACAGGCAGAAGCCUCACCACCACCAAGUGCAGGGGCAGGAUCAGGUACAUCGGCACAGGAAAGGCUCAAGGCCAGGUUAUGGGGACGAUCACAAAGUCCUGCCCCACGUGGCCUCUCUUCAGAAUCCGCCAACUCACAGUCGGCACAGGGUGGGCGCCCGCCCUAUCCUGACGAUCGAAGCAACAGCUAUGGGAGCACUGGCAGUGCUGGUGGGAGACAGCAGGGCUCCUUUGGCGGCAUGUCUUCGAAUUCUCCAUGGAGCGGAAAUGACGACCCCUACGCGCCACAGAAUGGAGGAUAUGGCGGUGGCGCACCUCCACCGCAACGCGGGCCACAAGGCGGACUUGCCUCGAAAUCUCAUCCCCGCAUGACUUCCUCGGCCCCUGGACCGCCAUCGCCGUCGGCCAGCUUCUACGACUUGAGCGACGAUGAAGAGGGCGAAUACAACACGAUCCGACAUACUAGCAGUGAGAAAGGUGUGAAGCUGUUAUACACAAAGAGCAAAGUAUACGUACAUCCCUCGCCUUCCUCAAAGGACAACAUCCCAGGCUUUGUCGCCUUGGUGCAGCAGAAGUCCAACCGAACCGCCAGCGAUGCGCGUCCAACCUCAUCCUCGUCCGCUCGAAGCGUGAACGCGUCAUCGCUGCUCCUCGCUUGGAUACCAGAGUCAAACCUCGGCGAUGCAUACGAUACAUAUGUAAAAGUUGACCUGUCCGACUCGUCGUCACCACCAAGGCAGUCAUACCUUGUGCCUCCGCCUCCCACACCAUCCACCCACGCCGGAACUCCCGGCUAUGCAUUCGCGUUGCCUGUCAGCGAGAUAUACUCCGUCCUCAUACGGCCACCGAGCAUCGGGUGGUGGUUCGGAAGCGUCGUCAUCAACACUCGGGCGGGUGACAGCUUUCCUGCGCUCUUCUUCCACGAUAGCGAGUGCCAGUCUACCAUCAUGCAGCGGAAGAAGUUGGCCAAGGAAAGCUUCGAUCCGUUUGGCGAUGGCGGAGGCAUGUUCUGGGGCGGCGACGAGGUACUGAGAUGGCUCAAGAGAUACGUCACAGUUGAACGUUCUGGAGCCGAUCCGAGCAUAUACCUUAUCGACCCUUCAGAAGACGACAAGAAAUCCUUUGGCAAAGACGUCGCACCAAGGAAGAGCACCGAAGGCAAGACAGACGCGUCGUCUUCACAGCAGACGGGCAAACGAGACGGUGGUAUGGAUCCGGUCACAAAGGCACUCAAGGAAGCUAGAUGGAACUUCCUCGAAAAGCUCAGCCAAGUCACGACGUUCACGCGGAGGACUGCCCAGGCCGUGGCAGACAACCCCAAGAUUCCUCCUCAGGUUAGGCGCCUGAUCCAGAACCCCGAGGUACAGACGUUGCAAGAGGAGUUUGACAGCGCACGGUUAUAUCUCGCAAGAUGGGCUAUGGGCAUUGCGGAACAAAGCGAGCGUGAGCGAAACCAGCGGAUCUGGACAGCGAAAGAUGUUCUGGCCAUGGAAGAAAGUGAUGUUGGUGACUUUGAGAUUCUUGAUAUGGACAAGAUGACCAUGGCCGACAGAAGACAACCAGUCACUUUGACCGAGUGGAAAGGCUUCUUCGAUCCCAAGGGACGGCUCCAACUGACUCCAGACGAGGUCAAAGACCGAAUCUUCCACGGAGGCCUAGAUCCUGAUGACGGCGUAAGAAAGGAGGCAUGGCUGUUCCUUCUCGGAGUAUACGAGUGGGAUAGCUCAGAUGAAGAGCGACGUGCGAACGUCAACAGUCGGCGAGAUGAAUACAUUCGACUCAAGGGUGCUUGGUGGGAGCGCAUGGUUGAGGGAAACCAGAACGAAGAGCAAGAAGAGUGGUGGAGAGAACAGAAGAACAGGAUAGAGAAAGAUGUACAUCGCACAGACCGCACCAUCCCAAUCUUCGCCGGCGAGGACAUUCCUCAUCCCGAUCCCGACUCGCCUUUCGCGGACGUGGGCACCAAUGUUCAUCUGGAGCAGAUGAAGGAUAUGUUACUGACAUACAACGAGUACAAUAAGGACCUUGGCUACGUUCAGGGUAUGAGCGACCUGCUUGCACCCAUCUACGCAGUCAUGCAGGAUGACGCCGUCGCAUUCUGGGGCUUUGUUGGAUUCAUGGAGCGUAUGGAGCGCAACUUUCUACGAGACCAGUCGGGCAUGCGCAAGCAGCUCAUGACUCUCGAUCACCUCGUACAGCUCAUGGACCCCAAGUUGUAUCUUCAUCUUCAGUCUGCCGAGUCAACAAACUUCUUUUUCUUCUUCCGCAUGUUGCUUGUAUGGUACAAGCGCGAGUUUGAAUGGGCAGAUGUACUGCGGUUGUGGGAAUCGCUCUGGACCGAUUACCAGAGCAGCAACUUCCACAUCUUUAUUGCACUAGCUAUUCUGGAAAAGCACCGAGAUGUCAUCAUGGCACAUCUACAGCACUUUGACGAGGUGCUCAAGUAUGUCAACGAACUAUCUGGUACUAUGGAUCUCGAAUCAACGCUCGUUCGCGCAGAGUCACUCUUCAAAAGAUUUCAACGAACGGUAGAGACGAUCGACAAGAAGGGUAACUUUCCCUCUGCACCACAAGCGCGGCAACGCAAGUUGGCUGCUGCAGUCGUGGCCGGUCCGGGACCCAAUACGGUGGCAAAUGCAUCGAAAUCGAAAGACCAGGCGGUGGCCUCGGGCACAGACAAAGGAAAACAGGUCGGUGAAGAGGAGCAGGAGGCGAGAGUCAUCAGCCCUGAGCUACGCGCACUACUGAGUAGGAAAGUAGAGAAGCUCGACAAGCAGACCAUCUUGGAGCAUGGUGGUGGCGUUGGCAAGUAA
This is a messenger RNA of Alternaria burnsii, 3300 nucleotides long. Its product is annotated as gtpase-activating protein gyp7. Gene Ontology annotation, molecular function: GTPase activator activity. The record is from RefSeq and is a predicted model, not a curated record. Bases 1 to 3300 code for a protein of 1099 amino acids. The transcript has 7 exons. Lineage: Eukaryota; Fungi; Ascomycota; Dothideomycetes; Pleosporales; Pleosporaceae. Gene Ontology annotation, biological process: activation of GTPase activity.